Ilex paraguariensis (yerba mate) is the source of this 240-nucleotide messenger RNA. The record is from the annotation of a GenBank genome assembly. NCBI's taxonomy places the organism in Eukaryota, Viridiplantae, Streptophyta, Magnoliopsida, Aquifoliales, Aquifoliaceae.
AUGGUGAUUGCUGACGCCACGCUGGUGUCAUGCAUAACUAAGAGCCAUGUGAGGCUGAGAGAGAGUACUGGAGUCUGCUCCGUUGUAAUCAGGAAAAACACUGGGACAACAAGGGAAACCGGGGGUGGUGGGGGAGGAAAGCAUAAUAGAGGCAGGAAGCAAUUUAAUGGGAAGCACUCACGCCCUAGGGAUAAUGAUCCUUUACUGCGGUCUCCUUUAUCUGGUUGUUGGGAUAACUAA